Messenger RNA from Lactuca sativa (garden lettuce), 3574 nucleotides. RefSeq names its product disease resistance protein At4g27190. NCBI's taxonomy places the organism in Eukaryota, Viridiplantae, Streptophyta, Magnoliopsida, Asterales, Asteraceae. Gene Ontology annotation, molecular function: ATP hydrolysis activity; ADP binding; protein binding. The record is from RefSeq and is a predicted model, not a curated record.
UCUUCAUUUUAUGUACAAUAUUCACUCUUAUCUUAACGUCUCUUCUUCACUCUGCUACCAUUUUCCAUUCUUGCAUCAUCAUAAUUUUCUUUUGUUAUCCAAAGAAAAACUCUUCUCUUUCCUUUUUCUGCAGUUCAUAAUCUGCAAAGCCUUCGGUAUUUGGCUCAUCAUAAUCUUUUUUUCAUAUCUAAAGAAAGACUACAUGCAUCUUCCUUUCUUUGCAAUUGGAAAUUACUGUAUUCAAUAUUCAGACUUGGUUGUCUAUUGCAUACAAGUUUAUUGUUUGAAGAUCUGAUAUAUUGUCAACUACUUUGCCAUCCAAACCAUGAUCAGAAUAGAAAAGUAACCUAGCUAGAAUGGCGGACCCGGUCACUAGUACUGUCGUUGGAAAAAUAGUGGACUUGUUGUUUAGUGCGGCUAAACGGGAGAUUGAUUACGUCCGAAAUCGCACUAAAAAUGUUGAAAAGUUGAAAAGUGAAACUCAAAAGCUCAAGGAUACGAGGGAAAGGAUUCCACAACUAAUCAAGGCAGCUAAAGAAAAAGGAGAAGCUCUCGUAAAUGGUGAGGAAGUGAAAAACUGGAUGAACAAGGCAGGCGAUGAAAUAUCCAAGGUGGAAUUAUUUCUUGAAGAAGAAGCCAACGCCAAGAAGACAUGCUUCAACUUACAACCUUGUGUCAAUUUGUGCACCCUCUCCCAUUACAGUAAGAUGGCGAAAAACAAGACCGCUUCUCUUCUGGAUCUACAAAAUGCUGGUGAAUCUCAUGAAAAGUGUCUCUCCAUUCCCACUCGCACCCCAGGAUUGGUAGACCUCUACCAACCAAAGAAUCUUGAUGGUAUUGAUUCCCACAAGUUGGCGUUGAGGGAUACCAUUCAAGCUAUCAAAGAUGAGAGCAAUCAAAUUGUUGGAAUUUAUGGAUCAGGAGGUGUAGGGAAAACUACAUUAGCCAAGGAAGUUGCUGUAAAAAUGAAGAAUCUAUUUGCAGACAUUGUGUUUAUAACUGUCUCACAGACUGUAAACGUUAAAGAGAUUAAAGAAAAUGUUGAAGUAGCUGCAAAACGGAUAAUCAAUGGGGAGAAGAUUCUAAUCAUUUUAGAUGACAUAUGGGAACCACCGGUCCUCUCAGAUCUUGGCAUACCAUGUGGGAAAGACCACAUGAAUUGCAAGAUUUUGUUGACGUCUAGAAAAAUAAACGUAUAUGAAGCGAUGAACGUUGAUAAGAAAAUACCUGUAAACAUUUUGAUACCGACAGAAGCGUGGAUCCUUUUCAAACGUGUUGUGGGUGAUGAAAAGAUAGCAAACCAAGAUAGACUGGAGAAAAUUGCAAAUGAUGUGUCUAAAGAAUGUGGUGGAUUGCCACUUCUCAUUGAAGCCGUGGGAAAUGCUUUAAAAAGUAAACCAAUUGAUAGAUGGGAGGCAGCACUUAAACAACUACAAAAGAAUGCACCUGUAGAUAUCGAUCCAGAGAUACGCCAAGCAUUUACUAAGUUGAAGCUGAGCUAUGACUUACUUGGAAGCGAAGUAGCUAAAUGGUGCUUCUUAAUGUGUAGUUUGUUCAAGGAAGAUGGAAUCAUAGAUAUGUUACGCUUAGCAGAAUAUGGGGUGGCUCUGCAGAAAUUUAAUGAUCCGGAUAGCAUUAACGAUGCACAAGAAAGUGCCCAAACGGCAGUUGACAUCCUCACAUCCUCUUCCUUGUUAUUAUCUGAGGGGGACAAAGUAAAAAUGCAUGAUGUUGUUCGUGGUGUGGCUUUGUUCAUAACUUCUUCUUCUCAAGGCGAAGAGAAGGAUAAGUUUUUAGUGGAGGCUGGAAAAAAUUUGACAGAAUGGCAACCAAGAAACAGAACCUCAGACAAGUACACCAAGAUCUCACUCAUGAAUAAUAGAAUUCGUAAGCUUCCAGAUCAUCAGCUUCAUUUCCCACACCUUGAUACUUUCCUUAUACGAAGCAAUUAUCUUUCCAUUAUUCCUGAUGAUUUCUUUGAAGGCAUGAAAGAAGUUAAAGUUUUAGAUAUGUCUUUAAAUGAGAUCAUAUCCCUACCAAAAUCACUGAAGCUGCUCACAAAACUCAUCACACUCGAUCUAAGUGGCAAUGAAUCUCUCGAUGAAAUUUCAAUACUUGGGGAGCUAAAAGGCCUUGAAAUUCUGAAGGUUAGAGGGACCGGAAUUAAAGUGAUUCCUAAAGAGAUCGGUCAGUUGAUCAACUUAAGGCUAUUGGAUGCGGGCGAAUGUUACUAUUUAUCUGAUGUAACACCUGGCGUCAUAUCAAAGCUCACUUGCUUGGAAGAGUUGUAUAUUGGAACAGAUGAAGAGAACGCAGUGUCUCGCCUUUGUCUUAUGGAAAUAAGGAAAUUGAAAUUCUUCAGAGCUCUGCAUUUUUCAACGAAUUCAAAUGCUUGUCAUCUUUUUCCUGAAGGUACCUACUUCGAAAAGUUGCAAGAAUUCUUUUUUCAAUUUAUUGAUAUUGAUACAGAGAGAUUCCUUUUGCAAUCUGAUUUUGAUCGAUCAAAAUCACAUUUAAAACGUCGACUACGCAUUGCAAGGUCUAAAUUCCCAUUCAAGAUGUCAAUCAAGAAACUAUUUCAGGAAAGUGAUGGUAUAGAACUAGACUAUAUACAAGAUUUGGAUAACAUCAUACCAGACCUUUAUGUAGAAAAUACUAGUGAUAAGUUAAAGGCUAUUGAAUUGUAUAGUUCUGAAAAUGUUUCAUGCUUGGUGAAGACAACGAUUGAGGAUGAGGAUGCAACAAAGGAAAAGCUUUUCUCCCAAGUGGAACAAAUCCGCCUGCAUGACCUUAAGAACCUAAAGCUUCUUUUUGAUUGUUCAUUUCAAUAUAUAAGCUUGCGUAAUCUACAAGACAUUACAAUUUCAAGUUGUUCUUCCUUGUUGACGGUGUUCCCCUUGAGUGUAGCACAAGGGCUUUACAAUCUGAGACGUAUACAGAUUUGGGAUUGUAGCAGUUUGGUGGUAGUGAUUUCUGGUGGAGAUGAGCAAACAACUGUUAGUGACAUUGAGCAAACAGAGGAUAUUGAAAUCGAAGUGGGCAUACAUGAUGCAAAUAUUGAGUUCCGUUGGCUUGCCCGUAUCGACCUUACAAAUUUGCCCCAAUUAAAGAGCUUCUACUCUGGGGAUUCUACAAUCAAAUAUCCUUCCUUGAAGUUUAUCCAGGUGAAAAAUUGUCCGAGCAUGAAGUCUACAUGGGGUCACGGGGUCGACGAUAUGCUCAAUGUCGACGAUACGCCCAACCACAAUUUUACUCCUAAAGAGGGUAAAUUGUUACCUAUAGAGUGCGAAUUGUUACCUAUAGAGGGUGAAUUGUUACUUUAAUGAUCUUAUCGCAGUGCACCAUGAGGCAUGAGGGAUGGAGUUGUUCUUCGGUGUGGAUUUUGAUUUGAAUCGCAGUGAGCUAUGAAAUAAUUGGUAAUUUUAAUGAUAUUUUAUAAAAAUUACUAUUAUGAACGAGGUUGUUGUGUGUAUUUUAUUUAGGAAUGAUAUGAAUGAUGUAAAAAAUAUUAAGUUAUUGUGUUUCCAAAUAAUCAUUUUGUGUGGAAGAAAGCAUUUUGGAGAAUCAUUUCAAA